CAAAUUUAUUUUGAAGUACAUAUAAAAAGAAAAAAAAAAAAGCUGUAAAUAUUGCAAAAUUUUUAAUAUAUUAUAUCAAUAUAAUAUGUCUUUAAUAUUGGAAGAUAAAACAGAAAAUGAAGUUAUGUCCAGUGAAACAGAAUUUGUACAGGACUAUUAUUCUUAUGCUUCAAAUGAAAAAUAUCUCUCUUCUAGUGACUCAACGAUAACAAGAGAAUCUUGCAUUUUUAAACCAUUUAAAUGUUCCUGUUAUGAACAUUUGGAAUCAAGAAAACUCACGUGCAAUAAAGUAUUAGCACUCAUUUGGGCACUAACCAGUGUUUUAAAAUACUGUCCAGUAGAUCCAAUAUAUUAUAUAUCGUAUCAACUAUUACAUUGGAGAUAUAAUAAUGUUCCAAAAAAAUAUAUAAAAGAUAUUGUAGAUUAUAUGAAUUCGCAAUUAUAAUAAUAAAAAUUGAUUUUUCUUAAAAAUUUCAUUUAUUUGACAAUUAUACUUGUACAUUCGUUACAAAUUUAUUAGAACAAGUUUGUUUUAGUGCAAAAUCUGCAUAAGAGUAUUACAUAGAACGAAAUGGAAUGAUUAAAUACCGGACGUGUCACAAUAAAAAAAUGAAAUGUUUUAACACAUUUUGGCAGUGUUCUUUACAAUUUGUCUUAUAAAAUUUAAAGUAAGUUGUAUAGGUUUAUAUUCAUUUUGUAUAUACAAUAAACAAAAUGAAUGUAGUAAAAUCAAUACUCUAUUUCAUUUUCAAAU
Messenger RNA from Vespa crabro (European hornet), 754 nucleotides. RefSeq lists its product as uncharacterized. The record is from RefSeq and is a predicted model, not a curated record. The transcript is spliced from 2 exons. Lineage: Eukaryota; Metazoa; Arthropoda; Insecta; Hymenoptera; Vespidae. Bases 86 to 445 code for a protein of 119 amino acids.